Molecule: messenger RNA, 3128 nt
Organism: Homalodisca vitripennis (glassy-winged sharpshooter)
Lineage: Eukaryota; Metazoa; Arthropoda; Insecta; Hemiptera; Cicadellidae
Gene: Art3
Product: protein arginine N-methyltransferase 1
Exons: 10
Coding region: 265-1884 (539 amino acids)
Biological process (GO): peptidyl-arginine methylation
Cellular component (GO): nucleus
Molecular function (GO): protein-arginine N-methyltransferase activity
Source: RefSeq, a predicted model, not a curated record
UUAUUUCUGUAUAUUAUAAUAUUUAGUUAUUGUUUUUCUCAAUUUGAACAGAUUGUAAAUAAAUAAAAUGUUGUUUAAAAAAUCUCUGUAGAUUUACGGUUAUUAAACAGAUACGCACGAAACUUGUACGGCGAUCAUUUCCAGUCUCUAUUCAGUUUGUUGUUGGUUAAUCAACAGCUGGAUAGCUGGAGUCAAAUAGAACAUGAAGGAACCAAAACCAAAACAAAAAAAUUAAAUACUACUACUAACCUCAAACAGUCAAACAUGGAUUCAGACCGCACUCCCAAGUUAAGAUAUGAAGUUGACAUGGAUGAAGAUGAAGAUGAAGAUGAUGAAUUUAUCAGCGAUGGUUCAGAUAGUUGGGAUGAAAUGGAAGAUGAUAAUCAAACAUCUGUAGAUUGCUUUUUUUGCACAAAUACAUUCCGCAGUAUAGACUCAGCAGUUUCUCAUUGUUCUAAAGAACAUGGAUUUGACCUCCCAAAGUUAAAGGCUAAACACAAGAUGGAGUGUUACUCAUAUAUAAAGCUUGUGAAUUUCAUCCGCUCCACAAAUACCAGCUGUGACACUAUCAUGAGUUGUGAUCAUCCACUCUGGAGUGAUGACAAGUACAUGACACCUGUCAACCAAGAGGAUCCUUGGCUCAUGUUUGAUUUUGAUGAUGUGGAGGAGUCAUCAAUGCUGUUGGAUAGUGGAGAUCCACCCCGGUCAGGAUAUCAUGUUAAUGCUGAGGAUGGCAGAGUCACUCUCUCUGAAAUGCACUUUGCUGAGUUGCAGAAAACAAUCAAGAACCUCAAUUCACAAAUAAAAGAGAAAGAUGAGGUGAUAUCGCAGCUGGUAGCAGACAUGCAGCGGAUGAAGGCAACGUUAGGGGAGGUGAUGGUGGGUGAGUCGAAUCACAACGUUGUACUCAACCAGAAUGUGGGAGCCAUUCGGCUUGAGGACGAUGAGGAAUAUUUCAAUACUUAUGCUCACUUUGGAAUCCAUCAUGAAAUGCUCUCUGAUGAAGUCCGGACAACAAGUUACCAGAAUGCCCUGUGCCUUAAUUCUAAUACAAUAGGUGGCAGCACUGUUUUGGAUCUGGGCUGCGGUACUGGCAUCCUGAGCAUGUUUGCAGCUCGAGCAGGAGCUGCACAAGUCAUCGGCAUAGACCAGUCUGACAUCAUUUAUCAUGCCAUGGAUAUUAUCAGAGAGAACAAUCUAUCGGAUAAGAUAACUCUGGUCAAGGGACGGUUGGAGGACACAGAGCUGCCAGUGCCGCAGGUGGAUGUGAUCGUGUCAGAGUGGAUGGGUUACUUCCUGUUGUUUGAGGCCAUGUUGGACAGUGUUAUCUACGCCAGAGAUAAGCAUCUACGGCCUGGUGGGCUACUGCUGCCUAACCGGUGUUCUCUCAGCCUAGUCGGUGGCUGUGACCAAGUAUUACACACUGAAAUGCUUGGUUUCUGGUCGGAUGUGUACGGAUUCAAGAUGUCCAGCCUGCGAGGUGAUGUGGUGAGAGAACCACAGACGUGUGUGGUCUCUCCUGACAAUGUCGCCACUACACCAGCAGAGCUGUGUAUGCUCGACCUCAUGACUGUUACCACCGACUGUAUGGAAUUCGAGGCAGAUUUCCAGAUUGUUGCCACAAAGAGCACCCUGCUGACGUGUCUUGUUGGAUACUUUGAUGUGUUCUUCGAUCUGCCCAACCCAGUAACUUUCUCUACUAGUCCUAUGUGCAAGCCUACACAUUGGAAACAAACCGUGUUCCUAAUACAGAAUCCAAUUUCAGUCAAACAAGGUGAGGUGAUCCGUGGUAAGCUAACCUGUCGCAGGAACAGGAAGGAGCUGAGAUCUCUGAUAGUGACAAUCAUUCUUGGCAACGCAAAGCAACGAUAUCUCCUGAGCUGAUUCUUAUAUACAUACACAAUUAUGUAUGCUGUUUCAAUACAAGUCUGCUGACUCCAUGUGGACUUGCAUUAUCGUGUUACCAUCAUGUCCAUUAUGUUGCUGUUGUUGACAUGAAAAAAGGGAACAUAAACAAACAUGGAUAUCUGGGAAUAUCCAAAAACCAUGUAAUAUAUUAAAUUUAGAACAGGCUUUAUGGUAUUUUUUAUAUUACUUGUUAACAGUUAUUGUAUAGUCAGCUCCUGGUUAUCUAAGGACACAAUUUUAAAUGGAGCAGAAACAGAGACAGUAAUCAGAAUAUGGUAAGAGUCUUGUUAUAAUGGAAGCAAGCAUUUUAAUUUUCAUACUCUACCCACUAUUUUAUUAUUAGCUUCCCAUAUAUAUUAUUUUUUUAUAAGUUUAAUAAGUUUAACAUGGUGAGUAUUUCUCUUUUUGGUGAUUGGUUGAACGGUUGGAUUGUUAACAUGUGUUUUUCUGUUCUUGAUGUUUGGGUAUUCUAUAUUUAUACCUUUAUAGUCUUAUUAUUGAACUUUCAUUCCAAACCAAUAAAUGUCAGGCACAUGUUUAAAUAAACUUCUAAUUACAAAUUAAAAUUUAUACCCCAUUCGAAUUGUUAAUAUAAAUAGAAGACUAUUAUCAGAUGAUUCAAUAAUUAGUUAAAUAUCUUAUUCCUAUAUCGUAAAACAUUUACUCUGGAAACUAGUGAAAUGUAAGAAAAAUGUAUUCUUUUUAAGUCUAAUUUCCUGGCAUGUAUGAGCAAGGGCAAGGGUUUUCUGUAACAUUGCAUAUUUUGUGUAAUAAUCUUAAGUGUGUAUUCCUUGCAGAUGUAACAAUAAAUGUACAAAAUAAAUAAAAAUAAUAUUGUACUUAGAUCGCCCUAAAACAAAACCGCUCUGUCAUUGGAGUAUCAGUGUCUCGUGCUAUAUUUGUGUGCAAUUUCACCUGCCUGGGAUCAACCUUGGUUUUGUAUCAUUCCCUCCUUGUCAUUGUCCCAUGAUCUGUUCUAGGUCAUCAGAAGCUGACUGUACAUUACUAUUUUAAUGCUACUUUGCAUUUUCUUUUAUGCAAACGUUUCUUAUCUAAAAAUGAUCAAUUAUUAGUUUGAGCCUCAAGCUAUUUAUUGUUUAUUGAACAUUGAAGUAUUUGUAUUUUUAACUGUGUACACCAUUUUAUUAGUAAUAAGUUGUGUUUUCUUUUAUAUUUAAUAAAAUGCAUUUGAGUUGAUUCCGACCAAGUAUUAAAUUAAA